This is a messenger RNA of Monoraphidium neglectum, 393 nucleotides long. RefSeq names its product pyrroline-5-carboxylate reductase. Lineage: Eukaryota; Viridiplantae; Chlorophyta; Chlorophyceae; Sphaeropleales; Selenastraceae. The transcript is spliced from 3 exons. The coding region runs from base 1 to 393 and encodes 130 amino acids. Gene Ontology annotation, molecular function: pyrroline-5-carboxylate reductase activity. Gene Ontology annotation, biological process: L-proline biosynthetic process. The record is from RefSeq and is a predicted model, not a curated record.
AUGGCGGAGGCCCUGGCCAAGGGGCUCAUCAACAAGGGCGUCGUGACGCCCAACCAGAUCUGCUGCACCGACCCCGUGCCAGCAAGGAAGGAGUUGUUCAAGGGCUUUGGCGCCGCCGCCUACGACACAUCCCUCGAGGUGGUCCACAACGCUGACGUGCUGUUUGUGGCCGUGAAGCCGCAGCAUGUGGUGGUGUCCAUCGCGGCGGGCGUCACCGUUGAGAAGCUGCUUGAAGCUGCCGGCCCCGAGGCCCACGUGGUGCGGGUGAUGCCCAACACGCCCUGCCUGGUCGGGGAGACGGCGGCGGCCAUGUGCGUCGGCGGCAAGGUGCGCGGGCCGCGGGGCGGGGCGCGGGGCGGCGUGGUGCGCGGGCCGCGGGUGGCAAGGGGCUGA